AGCCAGACUGAGCAGAGCAGCCAACAUGACUAUGCUGGCUGCAAUGGAGUUGCAAGCCGCUCCUCAGGGACUGCAACUUGAACAUGAAACUCUGUUCACUGCAGAUUCUGUUUCCUUCCUUGCAGAGUUAAUCUCAGCUUUUGACAAACAGGUUGAUGAGAUUUUAAGGCACAGAGUUGCUAGGAAGCUGGAGCUGGAGCAGGGAGGUCUCCCGGGGUUCUCCAGCCUCACCUCUCACCUCCGGGAGGACCGGACCUGGAGGGUGCUGCCUGUACCAGAGAGGCUGCAGAACAGGCACGUGGACAUUGGAGACCUCGCGCCAUCUGACACUGAGCGCUUCAUUCAAGCUUUGAGGUCAAAGGCUCAGGGGAUCCAGGUUGAUUUUGAUGAUGGAAACUGCCCUACUUACUCCAAUCAGAUCAAAGGCAUUUUUAACGUUUGCAAGGCAGUUCGUCAUCAGUUCCAAGGUGUGCCACCCAUUUCCAAAGCUCCCGUCUUAAUGCUCAGACCCAGAGCGUGGAACAUGGUGGAGCACAAUAUGAUGGUAAAUGGAAAAGAGGUCCCGGGACCCCUGUUUGAUUUCGGGUUGUUAAUGUACCACAAUGGAAAGCUGUUACUAGAAAACAAAAGCGGGCCCUUUUUCUACCUCUCAAAGGUUGAAAGUUACCUUGAAGCCAGACUCUGGAACAACAUAUUUGUUUGGACUGAACAAAAGCUGGGGUUGCCAGCCUGCAGUAUUAAAGCCACCGUGUUAAUUGAGAGCAUUCUCGCCACAUUUGAGAUGGACGAGAUCCUGUUUGAGCUGCGCGACCACACUGCAGGGUUAAACUGCGGGAUCUGGGAUUACUCGGCAUCCUUUGUCAACAAAUUAGGCGAUCGCUCAGCCUUCCUGUUGCCGGACCGUAGUAAGUAUGUGAACAUGGAGAAGCUGUUUCUGCAGAGCUACAUGGACCUGCUGGUGCAGACCUGUCACAAACGGGGAGCCCUGGCGACAGGGGGCAUGGCAGCACUGCUGCUACCCAGCGACACGCAGAGCGCUGACUACCACAGCGUCAUGGCAACUGUGACCAGGUUAAAGAUGCUAGAAAUCAAUGCUGGCGUGGACGGAUUUAUGGUGUACGAUCUCAAGUUGAUUGAGCCAAUGCAAAAGCUUUUCCAGGAACACACGCUAGGCCAGAAUCAGCUUCAUGUUCUCCGGGAAGAUGUGGUUGUCACGCCUGAGGACUUGCUGGCCAUGCCUUCAGGUGGUGUCACCCUCCAUGGCCUGAGAUAUAACAUAGCGGUGGGAAUUCUCUUUAUAGAGGCAUGGCUUACAGGCAGAGGGCAUUUCUUCUAUCGUGGGCAGGUGGAAGAUUCAGCCACUGCAGAAAUCUCCAGGUCCCAGGUUUGGCAGUGGAUUCGUCAUCAGGUAAAAUUAGAAGAUGAUGACAGGGCAAUAAGCAGAAGUCUGGUGAAGAGCCUAGUGGAGGAGAUCAGAAGGGAGCUCCAGGACUUUCUGCAGUGCAACACAGAGAAAGCCAAACAGAGACUAGAAACCGCCACUGCCAUGUUCCUGGAAGUUGUACAGAAGCGUGAUUUCCCAGAGUUCCUCACAACAUAUCUAAAUUUGGACCAUACAUUUCUCAGCUCCAGCAACUAAGACCAGUGGAUGGAUGUGAGCAAAGUGGAACGAAGGCUGCUGCUACUCCUUAAUAAAAAAUCAAUGCCGUCUAAACAUGUGGUUUGUUUAUGUGACCAAAAUGAGACGUCAGGAAUCACAGUAAAUAUCAAACAGCAUAUUACGCCAAACAAGAUGCUCCCCGAUUAAUGUUUUGAGUAUUUAAUUAAAACUGCACAAGAGGGACUGGAUGUAACUAAACCUUUUUGGCCAAUGUUUGUAUUGCACUGUAUUAAACUGAAUGAAAUGCACCUUGUGGGUGUCCCAGGGUCUAAAUUACCAGCCUGUCAUUCCUUUCAUCACUGAACUGAAGGCCAGGGUCUGAAUUGUGCUCUCCGCAAUUCCAGCAGAUAAAAACUGAUCAAGUAAAAAUAAGUGGCGGGGGGCGGGAAUACACAUCCAAAAGAUACUUUAUCAAAACAGUUUAUUGCAUUGUAUAUUUGGUACCUCAUGUGUUUGACAACAAGGGUAUUAACUUUACAACUGAAAGAAGCUGGUCUGGUGCUUAAAAAAAAAUUAUAAAAUAAAA
Polyodon spathula (Mississippi paddlefish) is the source of this 2186-nucleotide messenger RNA. RefSeq names its product malate synthase-like (gene ugl). The transcript is spliced from 15 exons. The record is from RefSeq and is a predicted model, not a curated record. Gene Ontology annotation, biological process: glyoxylate cycle. Bases 26 to 1639 code for a protein of 537 amino acids. Gene Ontology annotation, cellular component: cytoplasm. NCBI's taxonomy places the organism in Eukaryota, Metazoa, Chordata, Actinopteri, Acipenseriformes, Polyodontidae. Gene Ontology annotation, molecular function: malate synthase activity.